GUGUGAAGACAUCACAAAACGCUUCUGUGAAACAAACCGCUAAGGGCUGGAUACUUAGCUUAACUUUCUCUGGAUUACAUUCUUCUCCAAAUAGGAUCUGUCCAGCAAACCAUCAUCCCACUGACAUAAAUCUGAAGAGACACAGGUCAGUAUGAUGGAGCAGGACGGCCCACAGGAGAAGAGAUCAGAACAGGGAGAGGAGAUGACAGAGGAGAGCUUCCUCAAAGACCUCUACCUCUUUAUGAAACAAAGAGACACUCCGAUUGAGAGAAUACCUCAUCUAGGCUUCAAACAGAUCGAUAUGUUCCUAAUGUACAAGACAGUAAAGGAGCUAGGAGGCUAUCAACAGGUUACUGCACAGCAGUUGUGGAAAAAAGUUUACAACAUGCUUGGAGGAAAUCCGCGCAGCACUAGUGCAGCCACCUGCACUCGCAGACAUUAUGAAAAGCUGCUUCUUCCUUACGAGUGUCACCAAAAUGGAUACAGCGACGAUAUUGUCUUCAGGACCCCUCGAUCGCAAAAACGCUUCCACCCCAGCAGUUACAGUGACUUUGAGCACGAAUACCCCAGGAAUGGUAAACAUGCAGAUUUCCGACACCUCCCGGCAUUCCCUCAGCCCUCUCAGAACAUGUUUACAGAGCAUCAGAGACAGAUGUUUAGCAUGCCUUUGAACAUUACUCCAUACUUCCCACACGGCAGUACAUCUCUACCCAAUUAUAUGGCUCUUCGAGAAUCAACACUGCCUCAACUGAGCCUGAGCCCUUCUCAAGACAUUCCACGACCACCUGCUUCGUAUAUGGCAACGUCCUCUGUGGAGGUUCAGAGCUGCAACCAGUCACUUGAUAGGCUACGCCACCUGGCUAAAGAGUACAAGUCAUCAGCCGGCUGGGAGGAACCGCUCAACCUCAGCUGGAAAGAAAACAGACACGAGACAUUGAUUGACACGCCGUCAUCUUUCAGCCCACCUUCAAAAAAGCCCAAGUUCCUCAACGAAACCUCACCUCUUUACCCUCCAAGGGAUUUGAUGUCAAAAGAAGGUGCAGAAAAGGGGGAAACAGUGGACAGAACUUCCACAGGAGAAGGAGGUGCAGGAUCUGUCCGAGCAGGACUGAGUCCGGUGACGGCUGACAUCAUUGAUCUCACUUCCUCCUCCACAGCCAAUCCAGUCCCACGUAGGGCAAGCCCUCCUUCAGUGAACCUCUUCAACCGUAGAUUGAACUACUCAGAAGCAUUCGCUUUGAAAGCACGGAAGCGAGACUUGCAUGCGGACUGGUUGAAGGAAGAAUCUUCUUUUGCACCUGCAUCUAAGUUAGGGAUCCUAAACCGAAGCAAUCCUCUUGGACACCCACCCGUAGAUCCGAACGGCAAUAUGGAGAUUCAGAUUCCUCUAAAGCUUCUACAGGAGUUGAUUAGGAGAGGACUGCUCUCCAACCCGGCAUUUACGGCAAACAGCCCUGUGUCUCAAGACCCAAUCAAAGCUGAAGCACAACCCGAGCACAAGUUCCAAAUUCGAUCACGUUCAGAAACAUUCGAGAGCUCCACCACAAGCGAGGAACCGACCAAUUUGAGUUUGAAAAGAAACCUUUCUGAAUCUAACCCUCAAGAAAAUGGUAUGAGGAAGCUCAGAUUCUUUGGUGGCAAUGGCAUCCCAGCAGAAUCAAAGCUUCAGAUGACCAAUUCUUUUCAUGUAAACAACUCUCUUAAGUUCUCUCUGGCAAGUGAUGCACCAAGAUCCUCUCCACCUAAACAGGCACAAGUUCCUACAACAAAGAACCAAGAGAGCAUGAUUCCCAGACCCCCCAGUUACAGUGAAGACACUCCACUCUCUUUGAAAAUGAAGCCUGGAAGGAAGUCAGAGAAAGUGAUGGGAACAUCUAACAGUGUGGCAAAGGAAAUCUCCACUUCCCCACCUUUGAUGCAGGUGACGUCAGACAACCUCAAACUCCUUCUGGCAAGCCUGCCCUAUAGACUGGAAAGGGGGCAGACAUUUUGAGAAUUUGCACACCUGAUAAAACUCAUCACCUCGGUCAAUGCUGCAAUCUUGCCAGAUCAGCCUCUUGCGUUGCAUUACUGAAGGACUUCUGAAAAAAUGAACUGAAAAGAGAAAUGUUGAGGAUAUGCAACUGUAGCAUGAAAGCACUGUCCACUCUCAGUCAACAUGUUAAAUUAGACAUGACAGAUGCUUUUCUCUGAUGAACCUUUUGUAUAAUAUGCAUAUCAUUUUGAAAAGGGUCAGCACAGGAAACACGUUGGUUUGCUUUUUAGUCUAUAAAUCUAAUUGAAUUGCGAGACUUUAAAUAAGCAAUGGUACAUUUUUGUUAACUCAGUUUAUGAGGAAGCAGAUACUUUGGCAACAAAGCAUAGACCUUUUUUGUAAUUAUUUGUUAUUAAAAUGUAAACAUGUAAAAUGGCUAUAUAAGCAUGAUCAU
Messenger RNA from Sinocyclocheilus grahami, 2429 nucleotides. RefSeq lists its product as uncharacterized. Bases 152 to 1993 code for a protein of 613 amino acids. Gene Ontology annotation, cellular component: nucleus. Gene Ontology annotation, molecular function: transcription cis-regulatory region binding. The record is from RefSeq and is a predicted model, not a curated record. The transcript has 6 exons. Gene Ontology annotation, biological process: regulation of transcription by RNA polymerase II. NCBI's taxonomy places the organism in Eukaryota, Metazoa, Chordata, Actinopteri, Cypriniformes, Cyprinidae.